CCACUGUCGUCGUAUCCAAGACAAUUCUCAAAGGUGACAACCAAGCAAGGCCCACUCCCAGCCUCCUCUGGUCAAUACGAGAACACAAUCAUCUUGUUGUCAAGUCCUGCACCCCUGUAUUGACACAUCCGCUGCUGACGUAGAAUUCUUCUAUGCGUGGCUGGAAGACAACUUAAUCUGCUGCAGGUUUUUAAGAACUCUACGGUAGCUGCAUAUGCCGGCAUUUUCUCAUCUUUCUCUGCAUUUCCUCCAGCAGACCAUCCCCUCCCACCUAUAUCGCACUCUUCUUGUAUUAUACCGAUACAAGCAUCCUAGCGUUCCCAGUUCUGAUCUCAACCUUCUGCCAACUUUGAUCACGCUCGCAAUCAGAGUGGACUGAUCAAUUCUUCCUAUUUCUUGCGUCCUUUCGCGGAUUUCUUUUCUCUGUACAUUACACAUCGAUCUGCAUAAUGAUUUCAAGGUCCAUCUUCACGUUUGCAGCGGCUGCACUGCUGUCCUGCCAGAAUGUCGCGGCGCAAACAUAUUCGUCGUGCAAUCCUCUCUAUUCCACUGGAUGUCCAGCAGAUACCGCCUUGGGCAAAGCAAUCAGUGUUGAUUUUACGAAAGGCUCCGUCAACUCCUUCACAGCCUCCGGAACUCCCACCUACGACUCGAGCGGCGUCCAUUUCACCGUUGCGGAAUCAGGCGAUGCACCGCAACUGGCCAGUGUCUUUUACAUCAUGUUUGGCAAGGUUCAGGUCACAAUGAAGGCAGCUCCGGGCGCAGGAAUCGUCAGUACGUUGGUACUAGAAUCGGACGACCUCGACGAAAUUGACAUGGAAUGGCUGGGAGCGGAUAGUACGGAGGUUCAAACAAAUUACUUCGGCAAAGGAGAUGUUACGACGUACAAUCGGGGCGCUUUCAAUCCAGCAGCCAACAAUCAGGGCGAAUUCAUUACCUAUACCGUGGAAUGGACUUCGGAGCAAAUCACUUGGUCUGUUGGGAGCACAAUUGUACGAGUUUUGACACCUGCAACGGCCGAUUCAAACCAAUACCCGCAAACACCGAUGCGAGUCAAGUUUGGUUCUUGGUCAGGAGGUGAUCCUUCCAAUCCGGCGGGAACCAUUGCCUGGGCUCGAGGUCCGACCAACUACGCAGAUGGUCCAUUCACAAUGACCGUCCAAUCCGUUGCGGUUACCGAUUACUCAACUGGAACGCAAUACAAAUAUGGCGAUACCAGUGGCGACUGGGAGUCAAUUGAAGCAGUUGGGGGAUCUGUGAAUGGUAAUUCUGGCGGAGCAGCAAGCACGGUAGCCUCAGCAGAUGUGCCUGCAGUGACUUCUGCAUCACCGUCCAUCCCAGCAGGACUUGGAGACACCCAUGGCUCGACCUCGACUCUGACAGGUUGGCCUUGGGUAGCAUCUACGACUCUUUCCACAGCAACUCAAGCCGUGACUUCCACUGCCGGCAUUCCCAGCGGAUGGAUCAUCACUUCAUCCGGAAAAAUCGUGCCUGCAAGUUCUGCGGCAACAUUAGCAACAUCAACCCUCUACUCUUCAGUGGUCCAAUCGCCAUCGCCAUCAUCGCCGCCAUCGGGCGCUGGCCUUGAAUAUUCGACUGGCUACGACAAUCAAGGAUUCCUUACCACAUAUACCUUCACAGCAGGGUACCAAACUCUUCCAAAAUCCUACGACAAUCAAGGGUUCUUAAUCACGGCUACACCAACAACUACAGCCUUGGCAACAACGUCCGAUGCUGCUUGUUUCGGGCAAAAUUGUGGUGCGAACGGAAAAGUGGUUGGUAUAAGCACUUCGAGUGCACUUGCAGCGAAAAACACUGCGAUAUGGCAUAGUAUCGCGUUUCUUGGAGUGGGCGCGGCAUUAGCUGAGAGAAUCUUGCUCUAGAAAAGAGCUUGUGUAUUAUUCGAAUGGAAGAGGUAAAAAAAAGGGAAUGGCGUUCCGGGAUGGACACAUGAUUGAUUAAAUCAUGGGAUGGAAACGAUUAUGAUGAGAUGAUGAUAAUACCCACACUGUAGCUACUACUGGACCGUAAUAAUGAAAUAUUUUCCAUCGAG
This is a messenger RNA of Mollisia scopiformis, 2053 nucleotides long. RefSeq lists its product as uncharacterized. NCBI's taxonomy places the organism in Eukaryota, Fungi, Ascomycota, Leotiomycetes, Helotiales, Mollisiaceae. The record is from RefSeq and is a predicted model, not a curated record. Gene Ontology annotation, biological process: fungal-type cell wall organization; carbohydrate metabolic process. Gene Ontology annotation, cellular component: fungal-type cell wall. Gene Ontology annotation, molecular function: glycosyltransferase activity; hydrolase activity, hydrolyzing O-glycosyl compounds. The transcript has 3 exons. The coding region runs from base 450 to 1883 and encodes 477 amino acids.